This is a messenger RNA of Owenia fusiformis, 1564 nucleotides long. Lineage: Eukaryota; Metazoa; Annelida; Polychaeta; Sabellida; Oweniidae. The record is from the annotation of a GenBank genome assembly.
AAUCGACCACUUGCUGGCAGUGUAGUUUGCAGACGACAGUAACAAGAUGGCUGCCAUUGAGGAGGAACCCAUCGAGGAAGAUACUAUGAGGAGUGAGCUUGAGGAGAUACAGAUGGAGAUGAAUGCCAAGACAGAUGAGUCACUGGAGAGUACCCGGCGUAUGCUGGCGCUUGCUGAAGAGAGCAAGGAAGCUGGGAUUAAGACACUGGUUAUGCUUGAUGAGCAAGGAGAGCAACUUGACCGCAUCAAUGAGGGAAUGGACCAAAUUAAUCAGGACAUGAAAGAUGCAGAGAAGAACUUGGAGGGGAUGGAGAAGUGUUGCGGGCUCUGUGUGCUUCCAUGGAACAAGAGUAAAAACUUUGAACGAGGCUCUGCUUAUGACGCUACUUGGAAGGCUACAGAUGAUGGCCCUACCAAUACAAAUGGCCCAAGAAUGGUGGUGAAUGACGGUGGCGGCCCAGGCCAAAUGGGUGGAUAUGUUACUAAGAUAACAAACGAUGCUCGGGAAGAUGAGAUGGAGCAAAACAUCCAGGAAGUGAGUGGAAUGGUCGGAAACUUACGUAACAUGGCGGUUGACAUGGGCAAUGAGAUAGACACUCAGAAUAGGCUCCUGGAUAGGGUCAACCAGAAGGCAACUUCUAAUGAAGUGCGCAUCCAGGAGGCAAACAAAAGAGCCAACAAGCUUCUUAAAGAUGCAUAGAAACUGUUGCCAUAGUUUCCAAGUGGCACAUCAUCAUUGCAACAUACUUAGCUUUUACUUUGGUUUUGUCGUCCCUCUGUGUAUAUUCUCAAAUCAUCGCCAUGGUUACCAGCAAGCCUGCAUGGCCAGCAUCUUAUCAUUCCAUAUUGUACUGGUUACCAUAGCAACCAUAGCAAUAUCGUCAUGGAGACUGUACAUAGACAUGUUUUUGACAGUGAUGGCUAGAAAUUGACAUGUGUAAAGUGUAAAUAUGGCUAUGGCAUGUGCUAAUUCCUCAGUAACUUUAAACAUCUUGACAGUGUGAAGAGAAACUAUACAAUAUCAACAGGAUGUUUACAGUUACUGACUUGUAUUUAUUUACAAGACCAUUUGGGUAAAGACAGUGUAUAGAAUAGCCGUAUGAUAGUUUCAAUAUAAGAAUGCCAAUUUAAUUUAAGUUGUACAUUUUAUAUAUUUAAUAAUCAGUUGCAUGACUGUUUUAAAGUGCUGUAAAUUCUCAAGUCAGUUAAUGAAAGAAAGCAUGUUAUCACAAGAGCAUGUGAAAUGUUUGUUUUACUUAAGAGCAAUGGGAACAAGAUGAAAUGUCUUAUACCCCCCUGUAUGCAUGCAUUUUAAGAAAAAGACAAAAUUUGUAAAAAAAAUGUAAAUUGAGGUUUGAGAAUGUUAUUGUACAGUUAAGUGGUUGCAUAGUAGACGAACUUGUUUUAUGGUACAUGCGAAUUGCUGCAAUGGCCUAUGUAAGCGCAAACACAGUACACUUGCUUGUUCUUUUUACACUGAUGCCUGGAAGAGAGGGACCUGUUAUACUCACAAAAUGCACAAAUUCAGUAUUUUUAAUGUUUGUUCUUUCAAUUGCAGAGCUGU